This is a messenger RNA of Scatophagus argus, 13728 nucleotides long. It is a transcript of the gene ncoa1, whose product is annotated as nuclear receptor coactivator 1. The record is from RefSeq and is a predicted model, not a curated record. Gene Ontology annotation, biological process: cellular response to hormone stimulus; positive regulation of transcription by RNA polymerase II. The transcript has 22 exons. Gene Ontology annotation, molecular function: nuclear receptor binding; protein dimerization activity. NCBI's taxonomy places the organism in Eukaryota, Metazoa, Chordata, Actinopteri, Scatophagidae. Gene Ontology annotation, cellular component: nucleus. Bases 982 to 5472 code for a protein of 1496 amino acids.
UCUCAUUCAGAGCGUGUCUCCAAAGGCGGCUCUCCCCUCCAUCAGCUCGGGAGAAGCUUCUCCUGCCCGCGCCGUGAACGCGCCCUGACGCUCCGUGCGCACGAGCAGCCCUGUUUGUUUGUGUUGAGAGAUUGGAAAUGGCGGAGAGCAGAGACCAAAGCGAUAACUUAGGUUUGCAAACGCGAGUGCGCCGUCAUUGAAACGCAGAAACCAAGCCGCAAGUGAUCCUCAGAGUUACUUACGAUUUGCAGCUGCCGCUGGAACACGAGUCGGGCACGACGAAAAGGGAUUUUCGGAAGAAGGUUUGGAUUUAGCGAGCUGCUUAGCUAGCUAAGCUAACCGUGCUGGCAGCCUGGCGUUAGCUAGCUUCAAGUCGUGUGUGAUUUUAACUACGCAGGCUUGUUUGUCAACAUAAGCUGGCGUUAAAUUGCCAGCGAGCCAGCUGACGGGGAACUUUUGCCCCGUUUCCAAGCUGACCCAGUGGGGUUUUUUAACAUGAUCGCCACGGCUGACCGCAAAAUUAUAAGUCCAAAGUAACAGUGGAUAAAAAGUCAGACAUCUGACUAUCCUUGUCGCAAGCAGCAAGUUAAGCUGGUGAGCUAAGUUAGCCAACUGGCUUGUUUAAAGCAGCCCACACUGCCGUGUGCAUGGGAAUUAAUCAUCCAUCGUGACAACGCAGAGGAAGACCCCGUUGGCAGGAUCGAUAUUUACAAGUUAAACGGACGAGUAAACAGUCCAGAGGCCACUCGGCUUCUCCCAGCACCUGGGAUGCUGCCAUGUGACAGAGCGGCCGUGGAGCCAUAACGCCACCACCACCACCACCGCUCCGUCAUCUUGACUCCAUACUGCUCGUCCACCACUGAUCUCACCCCGAGAAUCCCCUUCCCGCCUUUAUCUUUGCUCUGAGCCCUGGACAAGGCCACCACAGCCACCACAUGACUCACCCACUGGAGCCCUAGAUCAAGUCAGUUGAAGCUGAAAAUGAGCGCAGUAGGGGAAAACCCUCUGGAUCCUGCCACGCCAGAGUCACGCAAGAGGAAGGGCUCGCCAUGCGACACAUCAGGGCAAAGUGUGGAGAAGCGGAGACGAGAGCUGGAGUGCCGCUACAUCGAGGAGCUGGCGGAGCUGCUGUCAUCCAACAUGGGCGACAUCGCCAGCCUCAGCGUCAAGCCCGACAAGUGCCACAUCCUCAAGAGCACUGUGGACCAAAUCCAGCAGAUGAAACGGCGUGAGCAAGAGAAAGCAGCUCUUCUGUCUCCAGAUGACGACGUGCAGAAGAGCGACAUCUCCUCCAGUAGCCAGGGGCUGGUGGAGAAAGAGGCACUGGGGCCCAUGCUGCUAGAGGCCCUUGAUGGGUUUUUCUUCGUCGUGAACCGGGAGGGCCGCAUCGUCUUUGUUUCCGAGAACGUGACGAGUUACCUUGGAUACACUCAGGAGGAGCUGAUGACCUCGAGCGUCUACAGCAUCCUCCAUGUGGGAGACCACAAUGAAUUUGUUCGCAGUCUGCUGCCCAAAAGCCUGGUUAACGGUGUGCCGUGGCCACAGGAACCUGGCCGAAGAAACAGCCACACCUUUAACUGUCGCAUGCUGAAGAGGCCGCCGGACGAGGUGGAUUCAGAAAAUCCGGAGGCUCGGCAGCAGUACGAGAUCAUGCAGUGUUUCACCGUCUCCCAGCCGCGGAGCGUGCAGGAGGAGGGGGAGGACCUGCAGAGCUGCCUGAUCUGUAUUGCCUGUCGGAUACCUCGCACCCAGGCUUUCAGCACUGAGUCUUUCAUCACGAGGCAGGACCCCACAGGGAAGAUCAUCUCCAUAGAAACGAGUGCUUUGCGAGCGACAGGCCGGCCUGGCUGGGAGGACCUGGUCAGGAAGUGCAUCUACGCUUUCUUUCAGCCGCAGGGCAAAGAGCCCUCCCACGCCAAGAAGCUGCUGCAUGAGGUGAUGACUCAUGGCAGCGCUAUCAGCCCACUGUACCAUUUCACAUUGAGUGAUGGCACCCCGCUCAGCGCUCAGACCCGCUGCAAGUUCUGCUGCCCCCCCAACCCUGAUGUACAGCCCUUCAUUAUGGGCAUCCACACUAUUGACAGGGAACACAACACUGCUAGCUCUCAGGAAAACACUAACCCCAGCCUUCCAUCGAACGUUGGCAGCCUUGCCCAAACUCCUUCCCGCUCUCCUUCCCUUCCUCCCGGCAGCAACUGGACCCAAGGCUCAGGCCUCCCCGCCUCGGGCCUUCACCCCAACAACAGCAACACCUCCUCUCACGGACAUAACUCAUCCACACCCACAGGCUACCUGACGCCCAAUCGGACCUGUCCCCCGCAGGUCAGCAGCCCCUCCCCUUUGAGCAGCCCACUCACAGCCACCCCUACCUCGUUUAUGUCACCCAGGAUGCCACAGGCCAGCCCUGGGUUAGGGGGAAGCCCUCGGGUACCGGGGAAUCCCUUCUCUCCUUCCACACCGGGCCUCCAUUCCCCAGUCGGGGCACUAAGCAGUGGAGGCAGCCUCACCAGGCAGCAGUCUGGCGGUGAUGGUAGCAGCAGCGGCAGUGGUGGGUCAACAGGGUCCUUCUCCUUGUCCUCCCCAGUCCCUCAGAGACAAGCCAGUACACCCACCGGUUCCUCUACUCGGCCCCCGUCGGCAAAACCCCCAGAGGGAGGAGAAGGAGGGGCAGAGGACUCUGUUAAAGCCCCCCUUCCGUCUGCCUCACAGCUGGGUAACCCCAGAACCAAUCAGCUCCUGGACAGCAAUGGGACAGGAGUCGAAUCUAACAACAGCAGCAUCCACUGCACCUCAUCACCUCAUCCCCCGAACCCUCCUCCCGCCCCUCAGUGCCCUGCCUCCCACAGCACUCUCACAGAACGACAUAAGAUCCUGCACCGGCUACUCCAGGACAGCAGUCCCAACGAUGCCUCUGCCGGCAGCGAGGAAGGCAUAAACAAAACCCAAGUAGAGAUCAAGAAGGAGCCGCCUGCCAGCCCGGCACUGACCACGGCAGCUCCCAAGUCCAGAGAGCCACAGGACCAUCAGCUGCUCCGUUUUCUCCUGGAUACGGACGAAAAGGACUUGGGGGACCUGCCUCCUCCGUCUGCUCUCAGCCUGCAGACUGUUAGGGUGAAAGUGGAGAAGAGAGCCAGCAUGGAGGGCACAGCCUGCACAGUGUCUAAUGUUGUAGCAGGGGGUGCAUGCAAACCUGCAGGAAUCUCCAGCAGCUCUGCUUGUGUCAGUCCCAAAUCGAGCCCCAUCGGAGAGAACCGCAGGGACAGCCGCAGGGACAGCAGAGAUUCCACGAUGUCUGGUGGACCUGUUGACAUGGACCCUCUCACCCAGCUGCUGCCUGGCCUGAGAGGCCCAAGUGGGGCCAAACAGGGCAGUGAGGAUUCAACAACACCUGGAGGAGGCCCCCAACUCCAGUCUCCAGCCUCCCAGCCCCCAGCUCAGCUCCAGUCCCCCCUGUCCCAGCCCCAGUCCCUUCCGCAAUUGCAGUCGCCGUCACCCCAGCUCCACUCCCCUUCCCCCCAGCUCAAACUGCAGUCACCCACUCAGCUGCAGCCCGGCGAGGCCAGCACUCCCUGCAGCAUAAAUGUGAAGAGAGAGCCUCCCGGCACUCCUAACAGAGGGCUCAGUGACGUCGGUCCGCCCUCUGGCUGCAGCCUCCAGAGUCAGUCCUCCUUUGAUUUCUGCAGCCCCUCCACUCCAAGCCAGACGCAGGCGCAGGGACAGGGAGACCCCUUCCAGAACCCCAAAGACAGCAGUCCCUUUCCAGAGGCAGAAGUUAUCAACCCCUUCAGUUCAAGCACUGGCCUAACCAAGAUGGAUGUGGGAGACUCCCAGUUCCAGCCUCUGGCGCUGUCUGACACCUUGUCCUUCGAUGGUCUCGGGGCGCCUUUGCAGGCCCCCUUGGCAUCACCACAAGAGCAGUGUGUGCCCUACACGCUGGACGAAGUGCUCGGCCCGCCCACCACGCCUGAAGGCCGAAACGACGAGAAAGCUCUGCUAGAGCAGCUCGUCUCCUUCCUCAGUGGGACUGAUGAGAGUGAACUGGCUGAGCUGGACAAGGCCCUGGGUAUUGACAAACUGGUGCAGGGUGGCUGUUUUGACCCAUUGGCCCAAAGCUUCCCGAACCAGCAACCCACUGCCAGCCCCGCUUCCAUGGACCCUAAACUCCCCACCUACCCCUCCCAGUUUACACCAGCUUCACAAGCUCAGUUUCCUCCCGAGCUGGCCACGGUGGGGCCACAGGGUCUGGGGUUUGGAGCACCCCGAGGGGCUUUCCCCGGUGGGACGACGGGCGUGGGGCUGAGGCCGGGCAUGACGCGACCACAGGGGAUGGGCACUCAGCUCAGGCUCUCGCCCAACCAACUGCGCCUGCAGCUGCAGCAGAGGCUGCAGGGCCCGCAGCAGCUCCAGAACAGGGUGGUGGGCAUGAACGCCUUUCCAGGAGGCGCCCAGCAUGUGAACAUGGGGAUUCGUCAGGGGGUUCAACAACCUCAGAUGCCCUCUCAACAGCCUCCGCUGAAUGCCCAGAUGCUGGCCCAGCGUCAGAGGGAGCUCUACAGCAUCCAGCACCGUCAGCGCCAACUUUUCCAGCAGAAGGUCAUGCUGAUGAGGCAGAACAUGGCAGGCGCUGCGACUGGGUCCGUGGGGUCCGUCGGAACAGCCAGGGUCCCUAAAGCUCCCCCAACAACGCCUCAACAGCAGCAGCCGUCGCAGCAGCAGCAGUUCAACUUCCCACCAGGGUACAACCCACUGACGGGAAAACCCCCUACCUCACCGAGUCACUUCAGCCCCAUGACGGGGGGCCCUCUGGACAACAAACUGUCCGUCAGAGUUCCCCUGAAUAACCAGACGCUGAUGGGCGGCGUGCAGGGCCAAUUCAGCAGCACCGUGAACUCCUCAUUGCAGCAGGGCCUGUUUCAGCAGUUUGCAGGGUCUGCCAUGGUCCAGCAAGACCCAUCUUUCCCUCCUGAGAUGAGCCCAACCAGCCCAUUGUUGUCACCUCAAAACUCCACCUCCCAGAGUCCUCUGCUUCAGCAAGCCCCGCCUCCUGGCUACCAGUCACCAGACAUGAAGAGCUGGCAACAGACAGGCAUGGGCAGCAACAGCCUGUUCAGUCAGUCGGGACAGAGCGCAGGACAGGCAUUUGGCCAGCAGGGGGUUUACAACAACAUGAGCAUCACCGUCUCCAUGGCUGGAGGCUCGGGUGGUGUCGGCUCAUUACCUCCCAUGGGGCAGCCGGUUGGCAUGAGCAACAGUAACCUCAGCAACGUGGCUUCAGUGUGCAGCGACCAGCAGGUGCAGCAGGUUCAGGUGUUCGCUGACGUCCAGUGCACAGUGAACCUGGUUGGCAGCGACUCCUACCUGAACCAGGGCUCCAUCGGAGCUACGGCCUCCCAGAAGGGCCCCGGACCGCAGGGCUCCCAGAACAACCAGGCCCAGCAGAAGAGCCUCCUCCAGCAGCUGCUCACCGAGUGACGACCCCCAUCCCUUCAGCUCUCCUACUCCCUCUACUUCUCACUUCUACGCCUCCUCCUCGGAGGUCGGUGCACCAGACCCAUUGCUGUCUCUGUCUCACCUUUUGGAUGGAUGGAUGGAUGGAUGGAUGGAAGGUUGGAUGCUUGGACGGGCACAGUGUGUGUGUAGGCUCGGAGCGGUUUGGCUGUCGGUGGAGUUUCAUAGCCAGACCACUUCUGUGCAGAGCGGAGGGGAUCCGGGGCUGGUUGUUCUACCGCCCAGUACUUUAAGAAAAGACUCAAGUCAGAAGGAGCAGCAGUGUAUUUAAACCUGCCUGUCUAAUCUGUCUGACAACCUGUCUGUCUGCCUCAGCCUAUUAAAGGCAGUGUUGUCUUGCUGCUCAUUCCUUGGUGACCUACUUCCUGCUUCCUGACCCAAGAAAACAACUGCGACAUCAUUGUAGAUUUGCCAAGUUGUCGUCACUGUCGAAUCAGGGCCGGCCUCCUUUUGUUGUUUGUUUUUUCUCUUUUUUUUCUUUUGUUUUUCCUGAUCCGACGGUUUCUGUGGGGCCGUCGCGGCAGCGGCAGCAGCAGCAGUGCAUCUUGGGAGCAUGAGUUUCAGCACACAGCUGAGCUCAGCGUUGUUGUUGUUGUUGUUGUUGUUUAAAGUGCGGGAGUAUCCCGCAGCGCAGCACCUCUGGCUUUUUGGUUUUGUUUUCCUCUACCUGUCUCUCUCAGCGAUGUGAGAAUGUUAAGGUUUCAGACCUCUGUGGCAUUGUGGGAUAGAAGCUCAGUAUCAGCUGGUUCUGUGACUGUCUCUCUCUAUCAGCUACAGUGCCUGGUGGAAGUUUGAGUUUUUCCCAAGCUCUGCUUCUUCUUCUUCUUCUUCUACUUCUACAUAUUGUUCUAUUACGACUUCUGUUUUUUGUUUUUGUAAUCUGGUUGUUUUGUUUAAAAUCUGCUCUCACCGUCAUCAUCAUCAUCAUCAUCAUCAUCAUUAUCUUCAUGAUCAUCAGAACAAGCUUUGACAACAGCCAGAAAAUGGAUGGAUGGACGGACGGAUGGAUGGAUGGAUGGAUGGAUGGAUUGAUGCAUGGAUGGGAGACAGACGGGAUGCUGCUCAGUUUGGAACUUAACGUGUCUCUCUCCCUCCAGGAGGAGGUUUUAUUUUUAUUAUUCAAAGUAUAAAAAAGACUGUUAUGAUUAUUUAACUGUCUGUCCAUCACAUUUUACCCCUCACCUCAGCAGCUGUGAAUACAGAGCCCCAUCGGGUUCUCUCUCUCUCUCUCUCUGUCUGUCUGUCUGUCUCUCUCUCUCUGUCUGUCUCUCCAUGCUAUCUCUCAGCCUAUCAGUGUUGUCUGCCACGUGCGCCAUGCAGGCGGGUAUUGUUGUACAGUACGGAAGGACAAAGACUUCUCUCUUCUCUUGCUUUCCUUCAAAAGAAAAGAAGUGUAAUUAAUUGAUUACUCAGAACAGCAAAACUAUGUAUAAUGUGAUUCGAUCCAGGUUUUUAUUCUUUAGCUGUUGUUUUUUUUCUUUUUGUUUGUUUUGUUUUUUUAAUUCUAAUAACGUCAGCUCGUGGUUUUUGAGAUUAACUUUUCCGCAUCAUGAUGUUGUUCUGUGGCUAAAUGUCGCAGUGGAGGGGGACGUUGUUCCAUCUUCUGAAAUGUGAAAAGGAAUUGAUUUUUAAAGCGUAGUCAGAACUCGCUCCCUUCGGCCUCCCGUUCGGCGCCACCGUCUGAAAAAGAAAAACAAAGAAAAUGGGUUUGACUGCUUUGCUUUCUCUCGUGGUAAGCGGGGAGCUCGUGAGCCAUCUUCUCUGGCUUUCUCCCUUUUUGUUUUUUUAUUUUGUUAUUCUUACGUAUGUACAAUACUUUCAAGCAAAACUUUUCAGACAGUACAUGUGUUUUGUAACCAUUGUAUAAAAACAGAACAUACCUUGAAGCGUGUGAUCGGGCGACGCUAACGGUACCGAGACGCAUCGAACCAGCGGUCGCCACAGUCGGCUCGCUUUUGGGAUAUGCUUCCUAUGUAAUGACGUUUAAGUAGACGCUUUAGUGAUAGAAGCUCCUAACAAAGAUGUGAUGGAUGAUUAAUUUAAAGCUGUCAUGAAAUCGAAUCGAAACAGGACGGGUUGAGUCGCCAAACAAAAACAAAACAAAACAAAAACAUUCUCUUUUCUCCUCCACUUGAGGACUUUAUUUUAUUUUAUUUGUUUGUUUUUUUUGGGGAUUCAACCCUCUUCUCCCUCCACCUCUGGUUCCCCUGAUGAAGACUUCACUCCACUGGCUACACACACACACACACGCACACACAGUUUUCUGUUGACUACUGUUGCUCAGUCGGACACUGUCUCGCUCGGCGAUAACAGACCUCUGUUAACAACACAAAACGUUUUUCACCAGCUCACCAGGAGGUUAGAGAAACCGCCGCGACGUCGCCUCGGAUUGAUCAGGGAUGGGCCGAUGAUCAGUUCCGACGUUCAGUAUUUUUCUGAUCGUGAUGUGUUAGAAAGAGUAGAUUGUAAAAUGCGCUCAGUGUGCCGCCCACAACAGAACUGAAUGGCCUGUGCAGAAAACAGAAGACGAGUACAAGCACCUCGGAGUUGUACUUUAAGAGUAAUCUGCAGUCCGUCACUGGUUAGUCUGAAUGUUCACUCCACAUGUUGAUAAGUCCCAAGUAUUGGUGAUCAGUGUUCUUGAUUACUAAUAAUCAGUAUUGGUAUCGGCCGCGUCGUCACGGUCUCGUCGGUCCUUUUUCACACGGGAUUGAUGGUCGUUAGGGAACAUCCGGUGGUCUGUAGCGACCACAGAGAAACCUCGCUCACAUCACUUCAGUCAAAUCUGCCACUCCAGCACAAACCCAGACGUUCCCCGACGGGACUCGUCCUGUGGGAAUCCUCUGUGGGUUUUUCUUUUUAAAUCUUCCCCCUGUCCUGCGUCAUCACGUACCCGACUCCUCGCUCGCUUUAGGUCAACGACAUCCGGUGUGAUGCUGCUUGAGUGGAAUAGGGCUUUCCUGUGUGCUGCUUCUUUACAGAGAUUCUUCACCGUAUGCAAUGUUACCCAGACACAGAGGGAUGGUAUGCAAGGUCAACAUUCCACCCACCAACUCCUCCAGGGAUGUACGAUGUGAGAACCACUUUGUGCUCAGCUGACACGCUCUGUGUGUGUGUGUGUGUGUGUGUGUGUGUGUGUGUGUGUGUGUGCGUGUGUGUGUGUGUGCGUGUCCAAACAGAGGCCCAGGAAGUGUCGCCAUCUUUAAACUCUCUCUGUCUUUGUUUUAAUUUAAAUGCCUCCUGGACUCAAAACGUUUUACCAAGACUUUCUGAGAUGGUUUUUCUGUUUUUCUCUGUGUGUGUUUAUUUAUUAGAAAAACAUGCAGAUAAAUGAUCAGUUAGGCUUUCAAGCGCCUUUUUAUUACCUCAUUAUUGUUUCUGUCUGAUGGUCUUUUUCCCUUUGGCUGCGUUUUCACACUGUGAGCACCUCGUUUGUCGGUCGUUUUUAACCUGCUUACCUUUUGUUUGGCUCUUCGUAACAUCUCGAGUAAACAAACAGAACAAUAUGUAUUCUGAGGCUUAGGGCUGACGGUUUGUUUUAUCAGUUAAUUGUCAAAAGUCUUUCAUCGUUUCCCAGAGCUCAAGAUGGCGUCCUCACGCUCAAAACCAAAACAGUCCUCACAGUCGUCACAGAGAAGAAGCAGCAGAUCCUCGGAGCAGGUUGAACCGGGGAUUGUUGAGUCUUUCUUAUUGAAAAAUGACAGCUGAUUGAUCACCGAAGCAGUCCGCUCGCUUUGUGCUGCUUCCCUUUUCUUUCCUUCGGCCUUCGCCUCCAGCCGCGAGCUUCUGCUGAAAUGUGCUGGCGUCUCAGAUUAAAACGUUUCCCUCUACCUCCAACCUGAGACUUUUCCAUUAAGUUUACCGCAGUAAUGAAGUAGAUCGUCCUCAUCCUCCGGUCCACAUUGUUGCUUUUCACACACGAUUUCCAUUCCAGUUUCGGUCUCGAGUGUCAGCCCGUUGCCCGAUGGAGUUACUUUAAACCUCCAGAAGGCCUCCAAAAGCAGAGAGGACUGGGACAAAGCCAUCGAUUCCUGUGUGGUUCAAACCAAAACCCGCCGAGCUCCUGACUGCCUGCGCUGAACGAUUCUUGUCGUUUUGCACCUGCAAACCUUUGAUAAAAGAAAGAGAAAAAGGCCGUCGGUCUUCUGAGGGAGCUCAGGCAUGUCGUCCAUGUUGCCCCCCACCCCCCGUCGCUGUGUGUGUGUGUGUGUGUGUAAAUCUGGUUUCUCACAGUGUGAACGCAGCAGUCAGACACUCCUGUUUGGCCACUGUUUGGUCCAUAGACAAAACUCUGAAGAGACAGAAGCUGCACAAAGUGGAAGAAUGUAAUUUUUAUUUUAUUUUUUUUUUAUUGUUUUAUUUUGGAAGGAUUCUGCCAGCGUCAGCCUCCACUUGUUUAUCUGCUCUGAUGACUUCACACACACACACACACACACACACACACACACACACACCCUUUUUUCACUUUUCUGCAUGGAUCAGGCAUUCCUAUGGAAAUGGUUUCCUCUACAAUCCUGCAGAAACUCUCAGCUUAUCCUGCGAUUUUAAAAAGAAACAUGCCAAAUACAGCCGGUGCAUAAGUCAUCUUUAGGUUUUUUAUUUUUCUUUCUCUGUUGUUGUUUUUUUGUUUGUUUGUUUUUUGUUUUGUUUUUUAAAAAAAAAAAUGCAACAGCCAUUCAGUGGAAAACAACAGUCCCUCCUUCCUCACCACAAUGAACAGGUACAAGGUUAGGUUUCUUUUGUAACAUUGGUUUUCAAGAUGUUAACAUGAUGUAUAUAAACAGAGAAAUGUGAAUAUGUAUUUGUCCAGAAUCAACAGGAGAAAAAAGUAGUGCUCCGACUUUGUGGUUCAAAAGAAAAAAAAAGGCAAAAAAAAAACUACUCGCCUCCGUCAUGUUUUAUUUUUAUGUUUUGAUUUUCUACUUUUUUUUAUUUUUCUGAUGAUGUAUGUAUGUAUACGACUAUCAGUGAGUGCGUAUGUAUGUGUGUAAGUGAUUAAUACUGUAUAUCUGGUGUUCUCUAAGAUGGAAAAGUUGAAGAUGUCCUGGUUUGAUUUCUUUUCUUCUUCUUCUUCUUCUUCUUCUUCUUCUACUCUUCAGACCCUGCACAGUACCUGUGGGUGUUUCAGAUAACUAUGCCAGAGAAUGGUUUUUUUGUUUUGUUUUGUUUUUAGCGACUGCUGAAUGUGAUUUUACUGAGAGAGAAGCAGUGUGGACUGGCUUUUUGUACGGGUUAAUUUAAGAAAAAAAAGGCCAUAUUAUUUAAUUUUCUCUGUUGUCAAAAGUUUAAGCAGAUCUGGGAGAGUGGAGCCUUGGUUUCAUGGGGAAGCAUCGCCCGGUUCUUGUGUAUAUUUAGUGGGCUUUUAUUUUUAAUUUUUAAUUUUCUAACUGUCUGUCUGAUGUAGCCUUUUUUUUUAGUAUUAUUGUUAUUUUUAUUUUCUUUUUACAUUUGUCAAUAGUAAAUGACCAAAGCUUCAAGAUGUUUGGUGGAUAUCAUAUGCAAACCCUCACCAUCAUUGGAUAAGACAUGAUGUAGCGGCCAUGUUGUUGAGUCACCCGUCUUUCUCACGCGGCGACGCUCGCCGCGCUGCCGUUCGUCUUCUCCUCGCUCGUUCACUCUCCGCACGCCAUCUGUCCUUUAAAGCGGCCUCUCGGCAUCGGUCUGUCCCAAAGUUUAGGUCAGUUUAGAGACGUCUCCACUUUGCCAACGAGGUCUUCUGUGCCUGAAGUGCUACCACUCGUUUACAGGAAGUAAGAAAACGUUGCAGCCGAUAGCUAUGCACCUUACUGAAACAAGCAUUUUCCUCACGUCCGCUUGGGUAUGUAGAUUUAACGCUGGAGCGACACUAAAUCGUUAAUUUUUAAGGUAUUUAUAGUCCUUCGCCCUCAGUGGGAGCUGCCCUCUCAGUGAACCGAUAUCUGAUGACAUUUCUCAGCUUUUAAUCCCAUUCAUGAGGGGGAAAAAAAAGUUUUGUUUGUUUUUUUUUCCAUUAAGUGAAUACUUUAUACCAAACUUGAGGUGCCUCGUGUAUAUAUUUUCUGCAGUAAAGAUUGCUCCUUUGCUGUUUAACAAUAAUAACCUUGUCAACCAGGGUUUUUUUAAAAAAAGAAAACCUUUUUUCACCUUUAUAAAAAAAAAAACUAUUUUAAAUGACUUUUUUACACACGUAGAAGAUUAAUCAGAUUAUUCCAGGAAUUUGCAAAUACAAUCUAAUUUUGCACUUUAUAUCAGAUUUACUUGGAGUGAAAAGGCCAUCAGAAACUGACUCAAUCAGAUCAGUGUUUAGAGGUAGACCACGUCCCCUGAAUGUACCGAGAAAAUGUUAAUUUGAAAUUAAUGAAUUGCUCAGGUUCUUUUUGAAGAGCUUGACUGUAGUGGGAUCCCAUAACCCAAACGACGACUAAAAAAAAUUGUACCUUCUUUGUAAUGUCGUUCUGGCUCUGUCUCUUUCUGUGUUUGUACACCAACCGAUUCCUCAGUAUAAAUACUAUGCCAGUCUUCUUCAGGUGAUGUCCCUCCUGUCAGCUCACACCAGGCGCGCUGUUAAAAACCCCACAAAACCUCGUCCAGCUUGAACUCUCAGAACAUUCCUGCUCACCACACGCUCAGCUCUGUGGCUGCCAUCCACGUCGUCCUCCGCCUCCCAGCUGCUUCCAACGCGUUCCUCCCCUUCAGCCGGCGUGGACACUCGCUUGUUAUUUAGCACAAGUCUGGUUGUGUGCGACUGUUAUUGUGCACUGACGUUAAGCGACCACACGCUCACCGCGUUGCUCGUCUUCUCUCUUUUUACUCGUCUUGUCUCAGUUUCUCGUGCUGCCCGGUGUAGGACACGUCGAGGUGCACUGGUACCAGGAUCAGGGGCCCGUGUGUGGUGCGGGAUCAGGCUAAUUCCUGGUGUAGGUGAACAGAAAACGAGUUGACAGAUGAAAUAAAUUCCAUUACAGUAAAGGAGGAUUCAGUUCAGAUCGGUUCAGAUUAGUUAAGAAUCGUCCUCACCUGUCAUUGGCCCAGAAUGGUUUGGUAUUUGUGCGCCGCCAAGACUCUCCACUCCCACUCAUUCCUAAUGCAGGUGUUCAAAAGUGAUCUCUGUGUGAAAGCUAGUGCAGCAUCAGCUGUGGAGUGUAGUUAAGUGCUGUCACGUCGGAUGCGAUUCAAAGACUUUUAAAAGAAGGCUUCUUAACUCACCACUUUGUGUUGUUGUUAUUGUUGUUGUUGUUGUUGUGUUUGUGGGGGAGGGGUGAUGCUUUCUCUGGAGAAUCUGAGAGAAGUGACCAAGGUUCCACUUUCUCCCUUGUACAAAUUAAUAUAAAUAAAUAUAUAUAUAUAUAAAUAUAUAUUAUACAUUUUACUCAUUUUUGUCCAGUUUUGUAUAUUACACUCAUGUAAAGUUUGUUUUUAAAGAGGCAUCGGAGCAGCUAUUACAAGACAAUAUGAGUGACAAUGUUCAUCUGGGAGAAUUUUAUGCAUGUUAAAUUUUCUCUCUCUCACUCUCUCUCUUUCUCUCUCUCUUUCUCUCUCUCUCUCUCUCUCCGUCUCAGUCUCUUAAACCCCGCCCCCCCAGUUCAGGUGUGUAACGUGAAUAUAAAGAGAUCUACCUUUUCUUUGGAAUGUUGUAGACAAUCAGUCUCAGGCCGGGUCCAGUCCCUGUGGGGAGUGAGAGCCCCGUGGGCUGAUAGACAAACAAAGCUCAUUUUGUUGAAAUUUUAAAAACUCUUAAUUUGCAUCUACUGGAAGUCUAAAUUUGGAGGCUUUGUUCAUUCAUAUGUUCGUGGCUGCUCAAGUUUACACACACACACACAGACACACACUUCUCUACUACACUCAAAACACAAACACCUCGUGCAUUUGAUCCCUCUGCUUUUUGUUUCGAUUUUUUUUGUUUUGUUUUGUUUAUUUUGUUUGUUUUUUUCUUCCAAGGUGAGGAUGCCAACCUUGAGGAAAUGAUGCUUUGACUAACAAAUCUAUAACAUCUAUGAAUGUGGGAAUGCAACACAUUGCAAUAAAAGCACCAUUUGAAAUGCAGCAUGUUGUCCCCGUGUGUUCUUUAAACGUUGUGGAAAUGUAAGGAGGAGGUUUGUUGACAUCAGCAGGUUUGCAGAUGAUGGUGUUGUUUAUUUUGAGGAAGUGAGUCGCUGCAUCUGAGGCAGUUUUAACUGUAGUUUUGAUUUACACUUUAGUCUGUUUAAAAUUUGCUCUCAAUUUUUAAGUGACGUGACGAGA